UCAACUACAAUGUUAGGACAUUACCCAAACGUGGAGAAAUCGCAGCUGGUCAGCUAUGUUGAGGAUUACCUCGAAUGUGUUGAGUCUUUGCCUUUGGACAUUCAGAGGAACGUUUCAUUGCUUCGAGAAAUAGACACAAAGUACCAAGAGGUGCUGAAAGAGGUGGAUGAAGUGUAUGACAAAUACAAACGGGAGACUGAUGGAGCCCAGAGGAAGAGGCUCAUGAUCCAGCUGCAGCGGGCUCUGAUCAGCAGUCAGGAGCUGGGAGAUGAGAAGAUCCACGUGGUCACUCAGAUGAUGGAGGUGGUGGAGAAUCGCUCCCGUCAAAUGGACGCCUACUCCUCCAGCUUCCCCGAGGUGGGCGAACCGGAGCGCGCCUCGGAGAAGACGCGGCACGACGUCGGGGGCCCGUCGGCCAACGCCGCUCCCGAGCGCUCGUCGUCGCGACGACCGAGGCGUCAGCGCAACAGCGAGAGUCGCGACUCCUGCCACGGCGCCAACGGCGCUCUGGAGGACCCGGGUGAGGAGCCAGCGGUGGCGCAACCCAGAGAGAAAAAGUCGAAAUCGGCCAAGAAGAAGAAGCGUAAGGUCAAGCAGGAGCGCGAAGCCUCGCCCGUUGAGUUCACCAUCGACCCGAACGAACCCACCUACUGCUUAUGCGAGCAAGUGUCAUAUGGCGAGAUGAUUGGCUGCGACAACGAGCAAUGUCCAAUCGAGUGGUUCCAUUUCUCCUGCGUUGGACUCACCUACAAACCCAAGGGUAAAUGGUACUGCCCGAAAUGCAGGGGUGACAAUGAAAAGACCAUGGACAAAAGCUCAGACAAGCCCAAGAAGGACAGACGGUCCAGGUAG
Molecule: messenger RNA, 852 nt
Organism: Chanos chanos (milkfish)
Lineage: Eukaryota; Metazoa; Chordata; Actinopteri; Gonorynchiformes; Chanidae
Gene: ing2
Product: inhibitor of growth family, member 2
Exons: 2
Coding region: 10-852 (280 amino acids)
Biological process (GO): positive regulation of DNA-templated transcription
Cellular component (GO): nucleus
Source: RefSeq, a predicted model, not a curated record